CGUCCCGGAGCGGCCAUGGAUGUGACCAGCAGCUCGGGCGGCGGAGGCGACCCCCGGCAGAUCGAGGAGACCAAGCCGCUGCUGGGGGGCGACGUGUCGGCGGCCCCCGAGGGCACGAAGAUGAUGGGCGCCGUGCCGUGCCGCCGGGCCCUGCUGCUGUGCAACGGGAUGAGGUACAAACUGCUGCAGGAGGGCGACAUUCAGGUCUGUGUCAUCCGGCACCCUCGGACCUUUCUCAGCAAGAUCCUCACCUCGAAAUUCCUGAGGCGCUGGGAGCCCCACCACCUAACGCUGGCCGAUAACAGCCUGGCGUCCGCCACGCCAUCCGGAUACAUGGAAAACUCGGUCUCCUACAGUGCCAUUGAAGACGUUCAGCCGCUGUCCUGGGAGAAUGCCCCAAAGUACUGUUUACAGCUCACCAUCCCUGGGGGGACCGUCCUGCUGCAGGCUGCCAACAGCUACCUACGAGACCAGUGGUUCCAUUCUCUGCAGUGGAAGAAAAAGAUUUACAAAUACAAGAAAGUCCUGAGUAACCCAAGUCGCUGGGAGGUUGUCUUGAAAGAGAUCCGGACGCUGGUGGAUAUGGCCCUCACAUCCCCCCUGCAGGACGACUCCAUCAACCAGGCCCCACUGGAAAUUGUCUCGAAACUGCUCUCUGAGAACACAAACCUGACCACUCAAGAGCAUGAGAACAUCAUUGUGGCAAUCGCUCCUCUGCUGGAAAACAAUCACCCACCGCCAGAUCUCUGUGAAUUCUUCUGCAAGCACUGCAGGGAGCGACCACGGUCCAUGGUGGUCAUCGAGGUAUUCACGCCAGUGGUCCAGAGGAUCCUCAAACACAACAUGGACUUUGGGAAGUGCCCGCGGCUGAGGCUAUUCACCCAGGAGUACAUCCUUGCCCUGAACGAACUCAACGCAGGCAUGGAAGUAGUGAAGAAGUUCAUUCAGAGCAUGCACGGCCCCACGGGACACUGCCCACACCCUCGGGUUCUGCCCAACCUGGUGGCUGUGUGCCUGGCUGCCAUCUACUCUUGCUAUGAAGAGUUCAUCAACAGCCGGGACAACUCUCCCAGCCUGAAGGAGAUCCGAAAUGGCUGCCAGCAGCCUUGCGACCGGAAGCCCACCUUACCUCUGCGCCUGCUUCACCCCAGUCCGGACCUGGUGUCUCAGGAAGCCACAAUGUCUGAGCCACGGCUCAAGUCAGUGGUUGUGGCCUCCAGUGAGGUUCACGUGGAGGUGGAGCGCACCAGCACUGCCAAGCCCGCAUUGACAGCCAGCACGGGCAACGACAGCGAACCCAACCUUAUCGACUGCCUCAUGGUGAGCCCAGCUUGUGGUACCAUGAGCAUCGAGCUGGGCCCCCAGGCCGGCCGCACACUUGGUUGCCACGUGGAGAUCCUCAAGCUGCUGUCAGACUACGAUGACUGGAGACCAUCUCUGGCCAGCUUGCUUCAACCCAUUCCAUUCCCCAAAGAAGCUCUGGCACACGAGAAGUUCACUAAGGAGCUGAAAUACGUGAUUCAGAGGUUUGCAGAAGACCCUCGACAAGAGGUCCACUCAUGCCUGCUGAGUGUGCGAGCCGGCAAGGAUGGCUGGUUCCAGUUGUACAGCCCCGGAGGGGUGGCCUGUGAUGAUGACGGGGAGCUGUUCGCCAGCAUGGUGCACAUCCUCAUGGGCUCGUGUUACAAGACCAAAAAGUUCCUGCUCUCACUGGCAGAAAACAAGCUGGGCCCGUGCAUGCUCCUGGCACUGAGGGGAAACCAGACCAUGGCGGAGAUCCUGUGUUUGAUGCUGGAAUACAACAUCAUCGACAACAACGACACCCAACUGCAGAUCAUCUCAACGCUGGAGAGCACAGACGUGGGCAAGCGCAUGUACGAGCAGCUGUGCGACCGGCAGCGGGAGCUGAAGGAGCUGCAAAGGAAAGGUGGGCCCACCAGGCUAACACUGCCCUCCAAGUCCACGGACGCGGACCUGGCCCGCCUGCUGAGUUCUGGCUCCUUCGGAAACCUGGAGAACCUCAGCUUGGCCUUCACCAAUGUCACCAGUGCCUGCGCCGAGCACCUCAUCAAACUGCCUUCCCUCAAGCAGCUCAACCUGUGGUCCACGCAGUUUGGAGAUGCUGGCCUACGGCUCCUGUCGGAACACCUCACCAUGCUCCAGGUGCUGAACCUGUGUGAGACCCCAGUCACCGACGCCGGCCUGCUGGCCCUCAGUUCCAUGAAGAGCCUCUGCAGUUUAAACAUGAACAGCACCAAGCUCUCGGCCGACACGUACGAGGAUCUGAAGGCCAAGCUUCCCAACUUGAAAGAGGUGGAUGUCCGCUACACAGAAGCCUGGUGAAGCCCCUUGCGUCCACAGAAUGACAUUGUGACAAAAUGACUCUUGACUAAUAGCCGUAGAACAGCGGGUCCUGGGGUCACCCUGGCACCUGGCUGAGGGAUAGAUGGGGGAGUCUUGGGGCGGAGGGAGGGAGGG
This is a messenger RNA of Jaculus jaculus (lesser Egyptian jerboa), 2478 nucleotides long. It is a transcript of the gene Cmip, whose product is annotated as c-Maf inducing protein. The transcript is spliced from 21 exons. Gene Ontology annotation, cellular component: cytosol; nucleoplasm. NCBI's taxonomy places the organism in Eukaryota, Metazoa, Chordata, Mammalia, Rodentia, Dipodidae. The coding region runs from base 16 to 2343 and encodes 775 amino acids. The record is from RefSeq and is a predicted model, not a curated record.